AUGGCGCUACUACCAGUACAUGCAUUCCCGGGAGCUCUAUUCCUCGAAGCUCGAAUGCUUGGACAACCGGCCGAAAUAGUAUCACAAAUCGGUCUUUCCAUCGAUGCGCCCGAAUGCAGUGUAGCGUUGUUUUCACGUGCCAGUGGUGUACUUCUCGUAGCUGGCGUUGGUUCCUACUGUGCAUAUCGAAUAUGCACCAAAUAUCUAGGAUCAAGGUUCGUGUGGAUGCUACUCGAAUCAGCAAGAUUCGACAAUAUCGCAACUGCGGAUCGACGAUUGCUAUACGCUAGCGGUUUUCCGGACGAAGACGAACGCGAUGACAUGUUUGAUGACAAGCGGAGUCGUUGUACUGACAGCAGAACACCGAGCGAGAUGUCAAUAAUCCGGUUGUCUCGAUACCCCCGUAAAUCACGCGGGUUAUUUGCGAUUCGACAACCAAAAUCUGGUCGCGAAGGUGUACUAAGGCGACCGAGCACAUCAGACCAGUCAGGCAGGUCGCGCGGGUUCUCCUCAUCCAUGUCGGAUCGGUCAGCGUCUUUAAGAAUCGUAUUCGAAGGGCAGCAGGAUUGCUGGGAAGACGAGUUCGCCGCUGGAGACCCCCAACCAGGACCGUCAAUCAUCUCAAGAGUUCCUCUGUCUCCUUCAAAGAUGGCCCCUUCGGCAUCUGUCGGAGACCUUGGCUCUGUUUUUGACGACGUGCUAUCAAUGUCGUCAGCCGUCGAGCAAUCUGAUCUGCCGUACGAUGAGGUGGUUGAAAGUGACGACCCUAUCCACGAUGACCUUAUGCGAAUGAAGUGUAUGGGCGACAGUAAAUAUAUGUAUCGGAGUGUUAUCGUGGCUAGUAGCGAAUUUGGCUCAGACGCUGGUUCAUAUGGAGGAUCGGUGAUGAGCUCGAAGUCGAACCUACAAGAGCUACGGAAGCGCUUCUCAAAGGCGAUGGAUCCUCAGGGACUUUGGGAUCUCACUCAAGAAACACCAUCGACUUCUCGUUUGAAAGUGGAGCCAAACGAGAUGACCGAUAGUGGAUUUUCACGAAGUACACAGUCGAAACAUAGCCAUGAACAUAGGUCUCUUUUCGAUUCGGCUAUCGGGGGUGAACUGUACUCAAGUGAGGAUGAAUCCGUGGACAAGCCCGAGAAACAUGUUCUCAUCCCGCUUCGAGAGUCCGAUGCCAUAUCCUUGGUCAGCUUGGAAUGGUGUGACGAUGGACUGAGAGAACGAGAUGGUGUAGCUAACGGUGUAGGUGGUGAUCUCAACACGGAUUUUGCAUCGAGUCGAGAAAGUGUCGCUGGAUCAUCGAAAUCCCCGCCGUUCUCAGUUUGUACCUUGCAUCGUCCAAAGGAUUCGCGAGAUUUGAUGGUGUAUGCAUGCGAAAAGUUCCAGCCAUAUUCUCCACAGUUUAAGAAAAUCCAGCAUCUCUACCAUCGACGUCGGUUGCGAAGGAUCGGCCCAUCACCACGAACGGCCGACGAAACAUUACGCCUCUUCAUGUCAUGUGCGCUAUAUCACGGCUACAACAUUCUUCAGAAACCGUCAUCUGCCGUUGAGAAGAGAUUCGAUUCUUGUGCUUCCGAAUGCAACUUCUUACAUCGAUGGAGUGGUGCAACGUUGGAACAAAUGCGAGAGGAUCUGCACUGCUUAUCAGAUACGAAAUUCCUCCAGUCGUCGCCAGUAAACGAGUCGCAGACGAGGGCGCUGGCAUUACUGGUCGUAUUGGCUGCACGUGACGUGUACAACGGAAAGUUGUGUGGUGACGCAUCUUGUUCGUGGUUCAGCAAAGAUUCACCUGCAGACGUCAUGAUGCAGUUCGAGCGAAAUUUGCCACUAGAUGAGACAUGCUGGAGACUGUUAGGUAGUUGUUGCGACGUAUCUGUCGAAGUUUUGGACUUUUCCACUCAACGAACCGAAACGAUCCGAUUCGGUGUCGCACCGAAAUGCAUCACAUGGCUCCGAGUUUCACAGUCGUCAGCACCUCAGCCACUGUUCUACGUACCAGAUGACUAA
This is a messenger RNA of Necator americanus (New World hookworm), 2004 nucleotides long. RefSeq lists its product as uncharacterized. The coding region runs from base 1 to 2004 and encodes 667 amino acids. The record is from RefSeq and is a predicted model, not a curated record. The transcript has 18 exons. Lineage: Eukaryota; Metazoa; Nematoda; Chromadorea; Rhabditida; Ancylostomatidae.